CUUAGCAUGGAGAAUUCAGAGAAGACAGAAGUGGUUCUUCUUGCUUGUGGCUCCUUUAAUCCUAUCACCAACAUGCACCUGAGGCUAUUUGAGCUGGCCAAGGACUACAUGAACGGAACAGGAAAAUACAGAGUCAUCAAAGGCGUCAUCUCUCCUGUGGGCGAUGCGUAUAAGAAGAAAGGACUCAUCUCUGCCCACCACCGAGUUAUCAUGGCAGAACUAGCCACCAAGAAUUCAGAAUGGGUGGAAGUUGACACCUGGGAAAGUCUUCAGAAGGACUGGGUAGAGACCUUGAAGGUGCUAAGACACCAUCAGGAGAAACUGGAGGCCAGUAGCUGUGAUCGCCAGCAGGACUCACCUAGGCUGGAGAGGCCUGGACGGAAAAGGAAGUGGGCUGAACAAAGACAAGAUUUUGGUCAAAAGGAAUUGCUAGAGCCAAAAACAAAAGAUGUGCCAAAAGUAAAGCUGCUGUGUGGGGCAGAUUUAUUGGAAUCGUUCGGUGUUCCCAAUCUGUGGAAGAGUGAGGAUAUCACCCGAAUUGUAGGAGACUACGGGCUCAUCUGUAUUACUCGGGCUGGAAACGAUGCUGAGAAAUUCAUCUAUGAAUCCGACGCACUGUGGAAACACCGGAACAACAUUCACCUGGUAAAUGAAUGGAUCACCAAUGACAUCUCCUCCACAAAGAUCCGGCGAGCCCUCAGAAGGGGCCAGAGCAUUCGCUACUUGGUGCCAGACCUUGUCCGAGAGUAUAUCGAAAAGCAUGACCUGUACAGCCCUGAGAGUGAGGAGAGGAAUGUUGGGGUCGUCCUGGCUCCCUUGCAGAAAAACACUGCAGAAGCUAACUCGUGA
Puma concolor (puma) is the source of this 849-nucleotide messenger RNA. It is a transcript of the gene NMNAT1, whose product is annotated as nicotinamide nucleotide adenylyltransferase 1. Lineage: Eukaryota; Metazoa; Chordata; Mammalia; Carnivora; Felidae. Gene Ontology annotation, cellular component: nucleus. Gene Ontology annotation, biological process: NAD+ biosynthetic process. The record is from RefSeq and is a predicted model, not a curated record. Gene Ontology annotation, molecular function: nicotinate-nucleotide adenylyltransferase activity; nicotinamide-nucleotide adenylyltransferase activity.